Molecule: messenger RNA, 4544 nt
Organism: Schistocerca gregaria
Lineage: Eukaryota; Metazoa; Arthropoda; Insecta; Orthoptera; Acrididae
Product: leucine-rich repeat transmembrane neuronal protein 2-like
Exons: 3
Coding region: 76-1116 (346 amino acids)
Cellular component (GO): extracellular matrix
Molecular function (GO): protein binding
Source: RefSeq, a predicted model, not a curated record
UUUUAAGACUUACUGGCACGUGUCAUACACCGGGCUGAGAGGAAUAUUACUACCUCAGUCCAUAGCGCGAGCAACAUGCUGUCUUGUGGGAACGAAAGAGGACUGAAGUGUGACCUUCCGUUUUGGCGGACCGUGGCGAGCUUGGUGGGGAUCCUGCUAUCGGCGGUUCGCGCGACGUCGCAGCCUGCGGAGGUGUGCGCUUUUUCGAGCAGCUGCAACUGCUCCAGCGACGGCACGAGAGUGGAAUGCCAGACGGCUUCCUGGCCCUCUGUCCAGCCGGCCGACGGCCGCAAGGUGCUGUCGCUAUCCGUGACGGGGCUGCAGCAGCGCAGUCUCCUGCCGGCAGACUUCGCAAACGUGUCUGCUCUGGAGUUCCUCUCCGUCACUGACGGGCUCCUUCUCGAGGUCUCUCGAGACGUCUUUUCUGGUCUGUUACAAUUGGAAACUCUUGUUCUAUCAAGAAACCAGCUGAAAAUAUUUCCUACAGAUGUCUUCGUGGACAACUCACACCUCAAGAACCUAGUCCUGUCUGGGAAUCCGAUCACACUUCCAGUAUCUGGAACGUUCCUUCGAAGCGAGCCUCUGCAGUACUUGGACAUCUCCAGCUGCAGCCUGUCCAAGCUUCAGCCAGAAGUCUUCGCAGGUCUUCCCCAACUCCAGGAGCUGCACCUCGGGAACAACAACCUUGUCGCGUAUCCAGGCGAUGCCUUAAGGCCCCUCUCUAACCUGCAUACCGUUUACCACGACAUAUUCAUCGCAGGCGACAGCUCACGUUCUUACACGCGACAUUUUAUCUAUAUUAGCUGCAUGGCUGCCACUAUUGUCAUCUUGUUGUUCGUCUCAUACAAAGCUGUCACACUGUUGAUUAUGAACUCCUGGUGCAGGACAUGCAUGCCCCAGUUUGAUGAUGUGUACUUUGAGCUGGGCAGCGGUAAACCGCUGGCCCUAUCCAACAGACUGGACGAAGUGAGGCAGCCGCCUUUGCUUAACAUUAACCGCACACAGCAGCGGAGACUUCCUGCACCCCCUUCUGGAUCCUGGACUCCCACAGACAGCCCACAGUUCCACUCCCUAUUAUCAAACCAACCUCUUUAUGAGACCAUAUCUCCUCCUUAGCAGAGAGCUCCCACUAUCAGAGGAUUAACAUUGUGAAAAAUAUGUAUCAGAUUAAUUACCUUACACUACUUAGUUUAUAAUUUAAAGUAUAAGUAUUGCUAAAUAUAAGAAGUAUUUGCAUUAUAGCAUUUACUUAUUUUCUUAAGAAACACUCAAGAGGUUUUACAAGAAUCAUAUAAUAGCAUUACAAGUAAAAUCAAUUUCAUACAGAAUGUUCAACACUGUCUUUAGGUAGAAUGAUAAGAAAUUACAAAUUUAAUCUUUUAACAAAUUAAUCAUUAACUGAAUAGCAAGAUGUAAUUAAAAGAACUUGUUUUAAUGUGAAUAAUAAAGAUCGAAGCUGUCUUCUUUAGCCUCAAAAUCAACAUUAUUUGCUAAAAAUACAAGGAAGGUAAUCAAGGAGUUAGUAAAUACCGAUGUUUAGGAUUAUACAUUGAUUAAAAAAUAAAAACAUUUGAAUAUCCAAUUAAAAUGGAUGAAAUUGGAAAAAUUGAUUCAAACAUUGGGUUAUCAAUUGAUAUACUUCCUUAAUAAUACCUAUGUGCAGCAAUAAGUAUAAAUCUAUCAUUCUGUGAUACUUUAUAGUGAGUUAUAGAUCACAUUGCUCUUGGAUUAAAUUUCACUGAAGACUAGAGUCAAGAGAAAUUAAAGAAUGUGUGUGAUAUACCUUUACCAAUAAGAAUCAUUUAUCUUAUAAUACUAAUUCAAAUAUUAGAUAAACAUGUAUAAGAGUGCGCAAAUUAUAAAUCUUGUGGUUUAAAUAUCGAGAGAGGAAGAAAGAACAGGAUUUCAAAUGAAUUCUUACUUAAGGCCAUUUUAAGUUAUAAAUUUAGAUUAGCUCAUAAAAUGCAGUGGUAUUGAAUUCAUAUUUAGUCAAAAAAAGGUUUAAAACUAUUAUUUUCAUAAAUAUGGCAAGUAGCAAGUGUGUUAUAUAUUUUAGUUAAGUUGAUAUGUAUUUCGGUCUUUCACUCAUCUUCAGUAACAUAAUAUAUACAUGAGCCUUGAGUCAAUAAAUAGUUAUGACAUUUACAAAAAAUUCCAUGCUUCAGCUGAUCUGUUGCAAUUCCUAUUUUCACAUUUAUGAAUGUAUCACAAACACUUUUUUACUUCUGUUUUGCACAAAAACAGCUCUGUAUCCAUCAUGCUGCCAUCUGACAUCUUUGUUUACGUCUGAAAAAUACAUCUAUACUCAGAGAUUGUAUUCUGCCUAAGAGUUCUCCUGUGGCCAAGGCUAUAAUUUGCUUACAGGUUUUUUAUGGCUAAAAAGAAAUGAAACUGUUUAGCAUGAAUAUACUAGAUGCUCUAUAUCGUUAUUAGCUAUGUGCAUUAGUGGUUGUUUAAUUAUAUCAAAUGAAAUAUUACAAAAAAAACAAUUUAGUGCAUUUUAUAUAGAAGAAUAAGUAUUACAUUUUUUCAUUUACCUCACAGUUGAAAUGACAUUUUUAAAUGAUAAAGACAGAAUAGUAAACCCACAUUAUGUGGUAAUAUUUUAUAUGUUGGAUACGCUCACACUUAUUUGUGUUUGGUCAUAGCUGUACUUAGUGUGUGGCUGUAUGAGCAAUUUAUGGAAUUUCCUGAGAAAAAUUUUGUUUGAUAGCUUAUUUCGUCAUUUAGAAUGUCAUUUGGGGACGCACAAUUGUAACCACAAAUUUUGGUUUCUUCAAGUAUGUCCAGUUUUUUUCCUCUGUUGACGAACUGGAGUACUUGUACGUUGUGAGCUAUGUCUUUCACUCGAUGUUAUCUUGAGCUACAUGUAGGGCAAAUGUAAUUUUGCUUAAAUAAAAAGCAAUCGUAUGUACUCAGAAUCGGAUGUUGAUAUUUCAUCCUUGUUGGCCAAUGUAUAUUUUUGAAUAUGCAUUGCAGUUACAGUUUAGUCUUUGUGGUUGGUUAAGUGGGAAUUUAUUUCACUGUUUAGCUUAUCUGUUAGUUCUGGGUGAUAGCCACAACUGUAAGCAACUACUGCAAUGGUGUUUAGUUUAUCACAUUGGUCAUCUGCUUCUAAUGAGAAAUUGCUUUGUGUGAGGCCAUUUUGUGCGUGUCUGGGUAUAUGAGGUGUUAUUGAUUGUGAGAUUUGCCUAUGUUGGUUUCUUGUAUACUUGAAAGGUAUGGGAUAUUGUUGGGGCUAAUUAUAGAGGGAUCCAGAAAACUUAAAUCUUUGGCUGUAUGAUUUUCAACAGUGAGAUGAAAUUCUAAUGUAUUUCAUUGAUUUCCUUCUGUUGUACCAUCAAAUAAGAUCACUAUAUAGUCAACACAUCUUUUAUAAUAUACUUUUUUUGCUAACUAUCUUGUUGUUUUUGUUAAAGAAUUUAAACUCUAAGUUGAUGAUGAAAAUAUCAACGUGCAAACUGGUAAAGCAGCUUCUUACAGCUAGGCCAUUUGUCUGCAUCUUUCAGUUAAAAGAAUGGGCUUACUUGAAGAAAUCGAAAUUUAUUCUCUCAUAUUUGCAUCCCCAAAUUACAUGUUAAAUGAGCAAACAGCAUUACCAUAUAAAAUUUUUCUAAGGAAUUUUCAUAAAUUGCUCAAGAAAAACACACAUACAGACCACCUAUGGAAAAACAUAAUCCAUUGUGACCCCUUCCAGUGCAUAAAAUACUGCUACAUAAUGUAAGUCUGCUGUUCCAUCUUUGUCGUUUAUAACAUAACUCCAGCUGUGGCAGGAAAGGGAAAAAUAUAGUGCCAAUUCUUCUCUAUAAAAUGUAGUAUAUUAUUUCUGUUUUUGUAUUUGUGUAAUCUAAUGAAAGUCACUAAGACACUUAUUUAAGAACCACAUAGAAUGCACAGCACAUUCAUAGUACACAAUUUCAGUUCUUUUUAGCCAUAAAGAACCUGCAAGCAAAAUAUAACUUUGACUAUAGCACUAUCUGUAACCAAAAUACAGUCUUUGACCAUAAAUGUAUUUUUCGUUUGUAAAGAAAUCUGUCUCUUGGUAACAUAGCAGAUACUGGUCCAAAACAGAAAUAACAACAAGAAGAGUAGAAAGCAAAUACUCCUAAAAUGCAGUAUACUAUGACAAUAGAAUUUACAAACUGUAUUAGCUAAUCAAAAUUAUUAUCUUACACAGGACAGCAGCAGCACCAAAGUUGCUGUUAAUGUUGCAACUAUGUACUGACUGAAGAUUCAAAUUUGUUUGAUGCUAACUGAAGAUAAGUGAAAGCCAAAAUGUAUAAUAGGUUAAAUAAAAGUACAUAACAAAGUGGCUGGUUGCUGUAUUUAAUAAAAUGAUAUAACUCAAAGCCACAGAGUUCAGCAGACAGGAAAAGGGAUAAAUUAUUGUUGGAAACUAGUUUAUAGAAUGAAAUACCAAAACACUGAACUAUGUCCAUUAUGGUAACAUUUGUUUGCGUACAUUAUAAGAUUCCUCCUGUAUACAGAAAUAAAAAUGCAAGUAAUGAAUGUGUACUACUGAUAAUAAAGCGGUUCUGUCUGUC